AAGGCACGCGGCUUAUUGUGAAGAUGCUCAAUGUACUGGUGGUGAGCUCCAUCCUCAAGCUCCUAUUAGUUGGCGCGUACAGAUCGACCGACUUUGAAGUUCAUCGCAACUGGCUGGCUAUAACGUACAGUUUGCCGAUAUCAGAGUGGUAUUAUGAGAAAACAUCAGAAUGGACUCUGGACUACCCGCCAUUUUUCGCUUGGUUUGAGCGGUUGCUCGCCACCUUUGCCCCUUUGGCGGACGGAAAAAUGUUGCAGGUCGACAAUUUGAAUUAUGCUAGCGAAAACACUGUCUUGUUUCAACGUUUGACCGUCAUCGUCAGUGAACUCGUAUUGUACUGGGCUAUUCUAAGAUAUCGACGAUCCUUCGGUUCCAAGUACGUCAACUGGGUCAUCGCUGGCUCCAUUUUUCUCCACCCCGGGUUUCUCAUUGUGGAUCAUCUCCAUUUCCAGUAUAAUGGGUUCUUGUAUGGCAUAUUGCUGCAUUCUAUCGUUGAAAUGAAGAAGCGCCGAUAUUUACUCUCAGGCUUCUUGUUCGCCGCCCUGCUGAACUUCAAACACAUCUACUUGUAUAUGGCACCAGCUUACUUUAUCUAUUUGCUAAAGGCUUACUGCUUUCAACCUAUACCUACUCCAACUGAAAAUGGUCAUGCAGAUCGACAAGCCUAUGCGAAUGUCAGCCGGUUUUCUUUGGUGAACUUCAUAAAAUUGGGUGCAACGGUUGUAGUGGUCUUUGCUAUCUCAUUAGGACCGUUUGUGUAUAUGGGACAGAUCCCGCAGCUCCUGUCUCGCCUGUUCCCAUUCACAAGAGGUCUCUGCCACGCAUAUUGGGCGCCCAACUUCUGGGCUCUCUAUGCUGGCGCCGAUCGCGUUCUGAUUAUUAUUGGAAAGAGACUUGGAUGGUCUCUUAACCAGGAUGCGCUGGGAUCUAUGACAAGAGGGUUCGUUGGUGAUACAAAGUUUGCUGUUCUUCCUCAAAUCGAUGCUAUACACACCUUGAUUAUCACCGUCAUUGCGCAACUUAUACCUCUUCAACUCCUUUGGAGAAAGCCCACGUUUAACAACUUUUUGACCUCACUGGUACUCUGUGGAUUUGCGUCAUUCCUCUUUGGAUGGCAUGUGCACGAAAAGGCCAUAUUGCUCAUAUUGAUUCCGUACAGUCUCAUGGCCGCCAAUACGAAAGCGCAUUUGAAAAUAUUUAUCAUUCUCAGUGCUUCAGGCAUAUAUUCAUUGUUCCCUCUUCUUUUCCACUCAGCAGAAACACCUAUUAAGACCAUAUUUACCCUCACAUGGCUCUUGAUUGUCUUGCCAUCAUUGGCUAGGACAUUACACACUCCAUUACGUGCUGUUCUUCAUCCACUGGAGCGCCUUUACCUGGUUGGUUUAGUAGUGCUACAAAUUUACACUGACGUCUUGCACACCGUCAUUUUCGGCACUGGCAAACUUGAGUUCCUGCCCCUUAUGAUGAUUAGCAUAUACACUGCACUGGGUGUAUGCUACGGCUGGGUACGACUGAUGGCGGGAUACCUCAACGGAACCAUAUAAGACAAAACAAUUGAAAGCGUAUGCAUAGAAUGCGGCGAAGCUGAGCAGUUAUUUCUUCCCCCAGUCCUAAACUCAAUAAACAGUAUGUGAAAUUUUUUUAAAAGAAAAGAUUCGUCAUCGUUGACAUUGAGUGUAGUAUAUUUACAACUGAACGCUAGCAUAUUGAUCUCAAAAAGGUUGGGAUGUCAAAUGUGACGUUAUUCAGAAACAGCUAUGGGCAGGCACUGUACUCUGGAUGAAAG
This is a messenger RNA of Umbelopsis ramanniana AG, 1786 nucleotides long. RefSeq lists its product as uncharacterized. Gene Ontology annotation, molecular function: dolichyl pyrophosphate Glc1Man9GlcNAc2 alpha-1,3-glucosyltransferase activity. NCBI's taxonomy places the organism in Eukaryota, Fungi, Mucoromycota, Umbelopsidomycetes, Umbelopsidales, Umbelopsidaceae. The record is from RefSeq and is a predicted model, not a curated record. Gene Ontology annotation, cellular component: endoplasmic reticulum membrane. Gene Ontology annotation, biological process: protein N-linked glycosylation. The transcript is spliced from 11 exons. The coding region runs from base 24 to 1544 and encodes 506 amino acids.